Molecule: messenger RNA, 2816 nt
Organism: Lytechinus variegatus (green sea urchin)
Lineage: Eukaryota; Metazoa; Echinodermata; Echinoidea; Temnopleuroida; Toxopneustidae
Gene: rpusd2
Product: RNA pseudouridylate synthase domain-containing protein 2-like
Exons: 11
Coding region: 144-2126 (660 amino acids)
Biological process (GO): pseudouridine synthesis
Molecular function (GO): RNA binding; pseudouridine synthase activity
Source: RefSeq, a predicted model, not a curated record
UUAGGGUCAACGAACUUUCACACUGAUUUAAGAUGGCGACCUCCAUGCUUGUGAAAUGAUGUGAUGUGUACCCGAUGUUUUACAGUCUAAUUCUGAUCUUUAAAGAGUGAUGACGAGAAAAGAGUGCUACUAGGGUUUAGAUAAUGUUAUUUAGAGCCGCAACUAAAGACAUAUUAAGAGAACAUUGUAUUAUUGUACCAUCAGUUCGAGUUCUCACAGGCAGGUUGGAAAAACUUCAUCCUCGGUCCCACGUGCGACAUCUGGCGUUGGCUUCCAAAGGAAAAGUCGACAUUGCCGUUGGACACUGUAGGCCCAACGUUAUUUUAUUUCCAGCUUAUUGUUUUGGCCUGGCCGUGGUGAAAAAUAUCGUUCACCAGCAUUACAACAUGCCAAAGAGAAAAAGAAAGAAUUCAAACCAUCCACAGAAGAUCCCCAAAUUUGCACAUGAGCGGCAGUUUGAGGAUGUUGAGUACUACUUUGAAAAUGGAUUGAGAAAGAUCAAACCGUAUGUUUAUAAGUUUGAAUGUUAUGCAAAAGGAAGAUGGUUUGGCAGCAAACUCCUGGAUGUCUUCAAAAAGGAGUUUAGAUUAGAGUCUGCUGAAUACUAUGAAACGGCGAUCCGUGAGGGACUGAUCAGAGUAAACAAAGCCAAAGCAUCACCAGAUCGUAUCCUGAAGAACAAUGAUUUCAUGCAGUCUAAGGUGCACAGGCAUGAACCACCAGUAUCAGGAGAACCAAUCCAAGUUAUAGCAGAGACGCAAGACUAUCUUGUCAUCAAUAAACCAUCCUCUAUACCGGUUCAUCCUUGUGGAAAAUACAGACAUAAUACCAUAGUCUUCAUCCUGGGAAAAGAGUAUGGAUUUAAAGGCCUUCAUACAAUUCAUCGUUUGGAUAGACUAACAUCAGGAAUACUUCUAUUUGCAAGAACGUUGGAGGUGUCCCAUCGUCUGGAUGCUUAUGUCAGAGAUAGAGAGCUAGAAAAGACUUAUGUUUGUAAAACCCAGGGAGAAUUUCCAAGUACUCCUGUUGUGUGCGAAGAACCAAUCUUUAUUGUUUCUCACAAGAUUGGUGUUUGUAGAGUGAAAGAGGAUGGCAAACCUUGUAAGACUACCUUUGAAAGACUCAGCUAUGAUGGCGAAACAAGUAUAGUCAAAUGUUAUCCUCACACUGGUCGAAUGCAUCAGAUCCGUGUUCAUCUACAGUACCUAGGUUUUCCGAUCGUUAACGACCCUCUUUAUAAUAACACUGUCUGGGGUCAGUGUAAAGGUAAAGGUGGAAACAAGAAGCUCACUGAUGAACAGCUCUUGAAGGACUUAAUAGAGCAGCAUGACAUAGAGAUAGACUCGGCAUUAGAGAAGGCACGACUACAAACACUCAUCAACAAACCAAGGAGUCCCAAUCACACCAUCUCUGAGGGAUUGCAGGAAUCAAGUAAGGACACUGUCAGGGAUGCUAUCAAGGAUUCAGUAGAUGAUCAGACAUCCAAUAUUCCAAGCUUGAAGGGCUUGGAGAAACCAUGUCAACCAGAAGAACAAUUAAAAAAUUCAACUACAGAUGAACAGGAGAAUGCUAUGAGAAAUCAAAAUAAUAGCCAUAGAGAAUGUUCUCAAUUGGAUGCCUCUCCAGCAAGUAUAAGUGCCAAUAACGAACUUACAUGUCUCAAUGAUGGGGUUGAUACGGGCAAGGAUGGGAAUGAUCUACAACCUCACAUUGGUUCAGAUGCGGGUAAGGGCAACGUCAAGAGCAAUGAAGAAAUGUGGGAGCCUUCUGACAAGGUUAGGACUAGUAAUGAUGAAGAACGCAAGAACAGGUCUUCCGAUGCUGUACUGGACAUUGAUGAUGAUACUGGGAUGGAAGCCAAAGAUGUUGAUACUAAAGACAAGAGGACAUCUGAUUGGAAAGUCAAGGAUGACUGUGAGGAAGAGAGGUUGCUUGACGAGAAGACCGACAAACUUGCCGUUUCUCUCUGCCGGGAAUGUCGCAAUCCCAUGCCUGAUCCUGAACCCAAUGAGAUGUGCAUCUACUUGCAUGCUCUCACUUACAAAGGGCCAGAAUUUGAGUUCAGUGCACCUAUGCCAGCUUGGGCUCAAGAACACUUUGAAAGGACAGGCACCAAGUACUCAUAGCAUUAAGAUUCUUGGAGUCUCAAGAAUCAAUAAGUCAUCUUAGAAACCCACUUAUGUUUCGAAAUUGACAUCAACUUUCAUCUUCAUCAAAAAUUAUUCCCGACAAUCUUCACCCUAGCACUUUGUCUUUUGAGAAUUCAAGAUUGGAGUGACAGUCAUCCAAGAGAAUUCCUUUGGACAGCUUUUAAUCUGGGGGUCAUGACCACCAUUUUGAUUUUUAAUUUAUUUUAAUGAGUUGAUUUUUAUUUCAUGCAAGCUGUAAUAAUGCAGAGUCUUGUAAGAACACCCCAUAGUGGUUGUGAAAAAAGCUGUCACAUUAUGAAAAACAAUGUAUGAAUAGUAUCUGGAAGUCGCCUUUCCAUUAUUUAGGAGUAUAUCAAGCUUUCCAAUUUGUGUUGUUUCAAUAAUACUACCAACGUUCAUUAUCACAAGAGUUAUGCAAAAAGUCGCUAAUUGACCAUCUGACUCGGUUUCCUUGACUGUUUUUUGGGCAAAUAUGUAAAAAUGAAAGCAAAUUGGAAUCCAGUUCCACACAGAGACAUAGUAGGACAGGUUUUUUUUAUAUUCAACUUGGCAUAAUUCACAUCAGGGAUGAAUAAAUUAAUAUCAAUGCUUGAAAAUCUUCUUGAAUGUGCCAUUCAGUGGUGACAUCCCUGCCACAUUCAUGAUUGUGUGUAUCACUGCUCUACU